This is a messenger RNA of Paramormyrops kingsleyae, 996 nucleotides long. Lineage: Eukaryota; Metazoa; Chordata; Actinopteri; Osteoglossiformes; Mormyridae. The record is from RefSeq and is a predicted model, not a curated record.
AUGGAAAGCAGGUGUGGGACAGUCUACACACAGCCCGUCUACACGCAGCCCGUCUACACGCAGGCCGUCUACACGCAGGCCGUCUACACGCAGCCCGUCUACACGCAGCCCAUCUACACACAGCCCGUCUACACACAGCCCGUCUACACGCAGCCCGUCUACACGCAGGCCGUCUACACACAGCCCGUCUACACACAGCCCGUCUACACGCAGCCCGUCUACACGCAGGCCGUCUACACGCAGGCCGUCUACACGCAGCCCGUCUACACGCAGGCCGUCUACACGCAGCCCGUCUACACGCAGCCCGUCCAUGUGCAGGCCGUCUACACGCAGCCCGUCUACACACAGCCCGUCUACACGCAGCCCGUCCAUGUGCAGGCCGUCUACACACAAGCCGUCUACACGCAGCCCGUCUACACACAGCCCGUCCAUGUGCAGGCCGUCUACACGCAGCCCGUCUACACACAGCCCGUCUACACACAGCCCGUCUACACACAGGCCGUCUACACACAGCCCGUCUACACGCAGCCCGUCUACACGCAGGCCGUCUACACACAGGCCGUCUACACGCAGCCCGUCUACACGCAGCCCGUCCAUGUGCAGGCCGUCUACACACAGCCCGUCUACACACAGCCCGUCUACACACAGGCCGUCUACACACAGCCCGUCUACACGCAGGCCGUCUACACACAGGCCGUCUACACACAGCCCGUCUACACGCAGCCCGUCUACACACAGCCCGUCUACACGCAGCCCGUCUACACGCAGCCCGUCCAUGUGCAGGCCGUCUACACACAGCCCAUUUACACACAGCCCGUCUACACGCAGCCCGUCUACACACAGCCCGUCUACACGCAGCCCGUCUACACACAGCCCGUCUACACGCAGCCCAUCCACGCGCCGCAGCACGUCCUUGUGCAGCCUGUCCACGCAGAGUAUGUUCCCCAGCCCCCAUUCACCCUGGGAGUCGUCCCCACUGCUGGAUGUCCCUCCUGA